AUGUGCGGACGUGAAGUCGAUGACGGCAGAGGGUACUGGGGAAGCAAACUUGAAUUUGUUCUGGCCACUAUCGGCCAAGCCGUUGGUCUUGGAAACAUAUGGCGAUUUUCUGCAGUGGCUUACAAUAAUGGUGGAAGUGCAUUUCUUAUUCCAUACAUCACAUUGGUAAUAUUCUUCGGGCUCCCAACAAUGUAUCUCGAAAUGGCUAUCGGUCAGUACACGAGCAGUGGUCCAUCUACAGUCUUCAGGCAUUACAUACCAGCCCUGCAAGGUAUGUGUGGCCGAGUAUCCGCAUUGGCAUGGAUGCGAAACGUGUGCACGAUAUCCACUACCACUUCUGCUUAUCUUCGCACUCUACUAAGGAAUAUUUUAGGCGUCGGAUGGUCGAUGACAUGUGUAGGGGUUACUAUCUGCAUCUACUAUUGCCUGGUAGUUUCGUGGAUUUUCAUGUAUUUGUCGUCAGCCGCUACCGGUGGAUUGGAACUAUGGGCAAGUUGUAGUAAUGAAUGGAAUGAUAUCUGCCAUCCGAUCUGGGAAUCAUGCACGCUUCAGCUAUAUGCCAACGCCGAGUUUGCUCAUCAAUGA
Angiostrongylus costaricensis is the source of this 585-nucleotide messenger RNA. The record is from the annotation of a GenBank genome assembly. NCBI's taxonomy places the organism in Eukaryota, Metazoa, Nematoda, Chromadorea, Rhabditida, Metastrongylidae.